Molecule: messenger RNA, 261 nt
Organism: Laccaria bicolor S238N-H82
Lineage: Eukaryota; Fungi; Basidiomycota; Agaricomycetes; Agaricales; Hydnangiaceae
Exons: 1
Coding region: 1-261 (86 amino acids)
Source: RefSeq, a predicted model, not a curated record
AUGACCGGAAUAUCCUCUCAAACAUACCCACGGGGCUGGCGAGUUUACCCGUCCAUCUAUUGUUAUCUUGUCAUCAUACUGGAAUCGCUUUCACGCUGUCCAUCGCUUUCGACAACAACAACUAUACAAAUAAAAAAUAAUGAGCCUGAUCUCGAUGACACUUGGUUCUCCGCUCCUAAACAACGUCAGCUGCCCGCAUUUCCCACUGCCUUAAAAAUACCCUCUUCAAUGUCCCUCGUUACAAAGUUCAGUGGCGCUUGA